Messenger RNA from Aureobasidium vineae, 381 nucleotides. The record is from the annotation of a GenBank genome assembly. Lineage: Eukaryota; Fungi; Ascomycota; Dothideomycetes; Dothideales; Saccotheciaceae.
AUGGCCAAGUCGCAAACCCUCAAGACCGAAGUCGUCGACUCGCAACCCGACCGCAUCAUCUUCAAGCUGCAACAAGAGUACACGCCCAGAGUUGUCCACUUCUCCAAGCCAGUCAACAGUCUUGUCACAUUGACCUUGGACGACCAAGGCAAGGUCAAAUACCACAAGGACAUGUGGAAUGAGAAGGACUAUUCGCAUGAAGGCUUGGGUAAGAUCAUGAAGACUCUGAACGGUGACCAUUUGACCAAGGUGAGUGUGUGCGCGAAAAGGAAAAGAGGAUUGCAGGCUGACACAACAGCAGAUCACCCAACCGCCAGAGACUCUGUAGAUGUUACUUUACGAAACCCACGAAUCCAUAACGCUCUAGAAUAUCUAAUAUAA